GAUUUUAAACCAGUACUUUCCUGGUGUCAGUCAUGUUGGCUGUGUACUCGAAGAUAAUCGUCCUUUGCGGGCUCCUCCACAACACUUGUGGAGACAACAGAGAGUUAAUUCCUCAAGAUGCCCCCUCAAACUUGACACUUUUGGAAAUUAGAAGCCGCCAAGUUCUGAUCGAGUGGGACCCGGUGGACCCCGAGUCCCUCAGAGGCAAAUUCAAAGGGUAUUUAGUACGAACGUGGAACGAUGCUGGCAGCCAAGUAUACGCUUUCCCACCCGAAGUAACCAGAGCCAACGUCGAGUUCUUCCCGUUUUCGAAAAAUUUCAUUACGGUUUCAGCCCGUAACGAAAAGUACGUGGGACCUCCAAGCGAAGCUAUAAGCUUCGAUGCACCUCAAAUAGCACCUAACCACCCUUUCACUGUCAAUGUUUUCACUCUAAGUUCGGCUUCAGUGUUUAUUCAGUGGAGUAAACCGACUGAACCGAACGGGAUUCUCUUAGGUUAUAAGAUUUACACGAAAGAGAUUAACGAAUCUGUACCUUACGCCAAAAUGAAAGAAGUUGUACACCUGGUGAACGACUCGGAUAAACUUCAAGCCAAACUAACCGGACUUGACGAAGGAAUGACGUAUCGGAUAGGGAUUUCAGCCGUUAACUGUGCCGGGGAAAGCAAUGUAGCAGAAGCUGAAGUUACCAUGGAAUCACACACGUCUGCGCCACCUUUCGUUCCACGAUUUAUCUACAAAAUUAAUUAUACAACCCCGAAUCGAGACGAAGUUUGCUACAAGUCGACAACGACUCCAAUUCCCGUGGAAGAAGAAAAAGACAAAGAUGAAGAAGAGUUCGAUUAUUAUGAUUAUUUGAUUGCUAGCGACAAGAAGCCGAAGACUACCGAAGCGUCUAAAACCACCACCGUCCCUCAAACCGAAUACAACAAACGCUGUAUUGUUAACUGCAUGGUAUUGUGGGUCCCUGAUGUUAAAAAUAACCCAGGAGAGCACUUUUACGUCAAGUAUAAAAUAAAAGGCGAGAAGGAAUACCGAGUUACCGAUCCAGAAAUGAGCGAAGAUUACAUAAUUUUGCAAAAUUUUGACGCCUGCAAGAACUACGAGAUUAUUUUGACUGCGGUGGAUGGGGAACAUAGCACGGAAAGCGGGAUAUUGCUCACCCCUACCAAAGUGUUCUAACUUUAUUUUAAUGAUGUUAUGUAAUUUGGAAAAGUUUAUUUUAUUUAUUAAACUAAUAAAAAAUAAAAUUUUUAA
Messenger RNA from Zophobas morio, 1256 nucleotides. Its product is annotated as neuroglian-like. NCBI's taxonomy places the organism in Eukaryota, Metazoa, Arthropoda, Insecta, Coleoptera, Tenebrionidae. The record is from RefSeq and is a predicted model, not a curated record. Gene Ontology annotation, molecular function: protein binding. Gene Ontology annotation, cellular component: axon; plasma membrane. The transcript is spliced from 4 exons. Bases 33 to 1181 code for a protein of 382 amino acids. Gene Ontology annotation, biological process: axon guidance; cell-cell adhesion.